UUAUGAAGGGUUUAUUUCGGCGGCUGUACUUCACGGCUCUCUCUCAGAUCUUCUCUUCUCUUCACCCAAGUUUCAAAAUUCGAUCUUCUUCAAUUUCUCUAUGCUCGUAUCGCUCUCUCUGGAAAACCCAGCUCUAAAAUAGCCUAUUGUACACAUAUACUUCUCACCCAUUUGUGAUCAGACGAAAAUGUGGAGGAACAUUUUCGGGAGAGCCACUUUGAGAAAGAUCAAGCCUUUCUCCGAUUCUAGCUCCGCCACUCACUUUCGCGGCAUCAUUUCGUCGAUUAAUCUCUCUGGUGGCGUUAGAAACCAAUUAGCGACUAACCCAGUUAACGAAUUGGGAAGAUUGACCUCUGUUCUUCAUAAUCACCCCUUUGCGUUUAGAGGGCUCGCCACAGCUGCGCAAACGAUCGAUUCAGACGAUUCAUCAUCCGGGUCCGACGAAGUCAACGAACUGAUGUCAGCAAUGGAGAAAGAAACCGAGAGGGUCCGCAAAAAGGCCAGACUUGCAGCGAAACAGCCGAUGAAAGUCGUGGCGGGGAUGGGAGCUCAGAAGUACUACUCUUUGAAGCAGAGGCAAGUCAAGCUCGAGACCGAGGAAUGGGAGAAAGCCGCCAAAGAGUGUCAAGAGAUUAUAGAGGACAUGUGCGAGCAGAAGCUCGCGCCGAAUCUCCCUUACGUGAAGUCUCUGUUUCUCGGGUGGUUCGAGCCUCUCCGCGACGCGAUUCAGGCGGAUCUUGAUGGGUUUAAGGUUAAGAAAGGGAAGAUCCCUUACGCGUCUUAUAUGGAGCAGUUGCCGGCGGAUAUGAUGGCGGUUAUCACUAUGCAUAAGAUGAUGGGGCUGUUGAUGACUAACGCUGAAGGUGUUGGGGUUGUUAAGGUUGUGAAUGCUGCUACUCAGAUCGGGGAAGCCAUUGAGCAGGAGGCUAGGAUCAACAGCUUUAUGAAGAAAGCUAAGAAGAAAAAGAAUGUGGUUGAUGAUGAAUCAGAAGCUGUAAAUGCUUCAGGAGAGGUUGAGACCAAAGAAACAUUGAAGCUGAAGAAACAAAUUAAUACAUUGUUGAAAAAGCAUAAGGUGAGGCAAGUGAGAGGGAUAGUGAAGGCACAUGACUCGUUCAAGUCAUGGGGUCAAGAGGCUCAAGUGAAGGUUGGCGCACGUUUGAUUCAGUUAUUGAUGGAAACUGCAUAUAUACAACCUCCAGCUGAACAGUUUGAUGAUGGUCCACCUGAGAUCCGGCCUGCUUUUAAGCAAUCUUCCAGAACUGUCACAAUAGAGAAUAAAAAAUUAAGCAGGAAAUAUGGCUGCAUCGAAUGUGAUCCUCUGAUCCGAAAGGGCCUUGACAAAUCAGCUAGACAUAUGGUCAUUCCCUACUUGCCAAUGCUAAUACCUCCCCAGAACUGGACAGGGUAUGAUCAAGGGGCACACUUUUUCUUGCCUUCAUACAUAAUGAGAACACAUGGAGCUAAACAACAACGUAUUGCAAUAAAACGAACUCCUAAGGCGCAACUGGAGCCAGUGUUCAAGGCUUUAGAUACUCUUGGAAACACGAAAUGGAGAAUAAACAAAAAGGUGUUAAGUUUGGUGGACAGAAUUUGGGCUAAUGGAGGUCGCGUUGGUGGUCUGGUUGACUGUGACGACGUACCCAUUCCAGAGGAGCCCGACAGUGAAGACCAGGAAGAAAUAAAGCAAUGGAAAUGGAAAAUGAAGGAAGCAAAUAAGGAAAACAGCGAGAGACAUUCUCAAAGGUGUGAUGUAGAGCUCAAACUCGAGGUGGCACGUAAAAUGAAGGACGAGGAAGGUUUCUACUUCCCUCACAACGUUGACUUUCGUGGCCGAGCCUAUCCCAUGCAUCCAUAUCUUAAUCAUCUCGGGUCUGAUCUCUGCCGUGGCAUUCUUGAGUUUUGUGAGGGAAAGCCUCUUGGUGAAUCAGGAUUACGGUGGCUGAAGAUACAUAUAGCAAACUUGUAUGGUGGUGGUGUUGAUAAGUUUGCUUAUAAGGAUCGGGUUGCAUUUGCCGAGAGUCAUUUGGAAGAUAUAUUUGACUCUUCUGAUAGACCUCUUGAAGGAAAAAGAUGGUGGCUUAAUGCAGAGGAUCCGUUUCAGUGUUUGGCUGCUUGCAUGAACCUUUCAGAAGCUUUGAGAAGCCCUUUUCCUGAAGCUGCUGUAUCUCAUAUCCCCAUCCACCAGGAUGGUUCAUGUAAUGGUUUACAACAUUAUGCUGCUCUUGGGAGGGAUCAGAUUGGAGCAGCUGCUGUCAACCUAUUUACAGGUGAAAAGCCGGCUGAUGUUUAUGCAGAUAUUGCUGCUAGAGUUCUCAACAUCAUGCGGCAAGACGCAGAGGAAGAUCCUGAAACCUUUCCCAAUGCCACAUAUGCCAAGCUCAUGCUAGAUCAGGUCGACAGGAAGCUGGUGAAACAGACUGUCAUGACAUCAGUGUAUGGUGUUACUUAUAGUGGCGCACGUGACCAAAUCAAGAAGAGGUUAAAAGAGCGUGGUGCCUUUGCGGACGAUUCACAAAAUUUUCACGCAUCUUGUUAUGCAGCAAGAGUCACUUUGAAAGCACUGGAAGAGAUGUUUGAAGCUGCCAGAGCCAUCAUGAGUUGGUUUGGUGAAUGUGCAAAGAUAAUAGCUUCACAAAACAAAGCAGUUUGUUGGACGACUCCUCUUGGGCUUCCAGUUGUACAACCCUAUCGGAAGAAUGAAAGACACUUGGUUAAGACUACUCUUCAGGUGUUAACUCUACAACGAGAGACUGAAAAGGUCAUGGCAAGGAAGCAAAUGACAGCUUUCGCACCAAAUUUUGUACAUUCCCUUGAUGGGUCUCACAUGAUGAUGACAGCAGUCGCCUGCAACAAGGCGGGUUUGAGUUUUGCAGGGGUGCAUGACUCAUUCUGGACUCACGCAUGUGAUGUUGAACUUAUGAACAAUAUACUCAGAGAGAAGUUUGUCGAGCUCUACGAUAAGCCAAUCUUAGAAAAUUUGUUGGAGAGUUUCCAGAAGUCAUUCCCAGGCCUAACGUUUCCACCAUUGCCAGAACGAGGCGACUUUGAUCUGAGGGAGGUCAUACGGUCGCCAUACUUCUUCAAUUAAGUUGCAGCAUAUUCAGGUUACUUUUUGCAUAAUGGAAGCUCCAAUGCUCCAUCUAACAUUCAGGGCAGAGUAGGUUUGUCUCUUCAUGCCAAUAUAAUUAGCCAUAUUGAUCAAAGG
Molecule: messenger RNA, 3208 nt
Organism: Brassica oleracea var. oleracea
Lineage: Eukaryota; Viridiplantae; Streptophyta; Magnoliopsida; Brassicales; Brassicaceae
Product: DNA-directed RNA polymerase 1, mitochondrial
Exons: 19
Coding region: 188-3091 (967 amino acids)
Biological process (GO): mitochondrial transcription
Cellular component (GO): mitochondrial DNA-directed RNA polymerase complex
Molecular function (GO): DNA-directed RNA polymerase activity; DNA binding
Source: RefSeq, a predicted model, not a curated record